CAUGGAUAGAUAGAAGUGAAGGUAGAGACAAUGGGAGAAGCAGCUGGGAAGAUAAGCAGAGAAGAUGUGAUAGCAAAGCUCAAGGACGAUGGCGACUUCGACCGUCUUCGCCUCAAAAUCAUUCGCAAGCUCAAAGAAAACGAAGAACUACGUGAAAAUAUUAUUGCACUGGUGAAGCAGUCAGCAGCACUUAAUCGUCCAGAUGCUGAAAACAUGAAACCAAGGCAACUUUCGGAUGCCAUAUUUAAUGAGGUUGGGGACAAAGUGAUGGGCCAGAUUUCUGAUGGUCUGUGGGACAUAAUCAGAUCAGAGGGUGGGAUGAAAAGUGAAAUAACAGAAACAGUACAGUCUGUCUACAAUAAAUUAGUUACUCCUCAGGCCCAAAUGAAAGAAGGUGAAUCAUCUAAAAAUGAUGGGAUGCCAGUUAAAAUGGAAGCUGACAGAAAUGGAUGCAUCAAGGCCUCAGCUGAUGGAGUUCAUGAUAUGUUAUCUGAUGGUGAACCAAACGAGCCACCGGGUUUCUCUCAGUCCAAAAACCAUCAAGACAACUGCCUUCAGGAGCAGCACAAAGACGAGCAGCAGCUAUCCAUGCCCUAUCAGAGUGGACCAGAGGAAGAACAGAAGGAAAACCCCAACCAUUCUUGGGAUGUGCAGGACAGGUAUGAUGUUGACAACCUCAAGGACAAGCAGCCAUGCAAUGAUAGUGAUGAGGACCCGGAUGUGCCUCCUGGAUUUGGUUAAAGAGUCAACAUAAAAUGGUAGCUGGUAUCUUUCUGCAUGAUUUAAUUUUUGGAACAAUUCAUUGGAUUAUAGUUGAUAACCUAUAGAUAUAAUUUUAGAUUGAUGAGAUGUUAAUGAUAUACCGGGAAAAUUUCCUCCAUCCUGCUAUAGUGUUUAGUAUCAUAUAUAAGGUAGGGAUGUUAAACUUAAGUUUUUCUGUACCACAGUUGAAGACAAUGGUGUGUUACUUGUGAAAUGAACCCUCUUAUGAAGAAAUAAUCUUUCAAUUC
Rubroshorea leprosula is the source of this 1010-nucleotide messenger RNA. Lineage: Eukaryota; Viridiplantae; Streptophyta; Magnoliopsida; Malvales; Dipterocarpaceae. The record is from the annotation of a GenBank genome assembly.